CAUGGGAUGAUAUAAAAAAUAUAAAGAAAGAAAUGCAUAUUUAUAUAUACACACACAUAUUCAUUCAGUCAUUCAUUCAUUCAUAGGAUCAUAAAGAGAGUGUCAUGUUAGAGUAGUAGUAGUAGCAGUAGUUGUUGGUAGUGUUUGUUUGGUGCUCUUUUGUAAAUUCUAAAGCCAAGUUUUUAUCAAUUUUGCCAAUCUAGCUCUUUCUCUCUCUCUCCCUAGAUUUCCAUUGAGAGAACUCUCCUUCUCCUUCACGCCGCCUCUCUUCUUAACCUUACUGCCAACGAACAAAAUACCUUUCACUCGCUUUGCAUUUUUAAAAAAAAUUGUGUGUGUGUGUGUAUUUUAAUUCUGAAUUAUCAAACAUAAUCAGAGUAACCGAUCAUCCUUUUUAAAACAAAUUCUGUUUCUUUCUCUUCUAUUUUUUAUUUGCCUUUUUGGUUGUAUGGUAUUGUUCACUUCAUCCAUGGCUUCUUCAUUGUUGUCUCUUUAAUGCUGCUGUCACUGGGUAUUGAAGGGCUUGUGUUUGGAUGUUCAUUGCCUUGUAAACAAUUCUUUAUUGUCAGAAAAGUAGUUCUCAAAUUCUUUACAAUAUAGAAAAUGGAAGUUGGGAGGACUGAGUUGGACUUUGAUGAAUUUGAGAAGCUUCUUGGAGAGAUACCAAAUGCUACUUCUGGGAAUCCACAUUCUGAGGAAGCUGCAACUCUAAAUGGUGGCUUAUCACCCAUAUGUAUGAAUUCCUUUGAAGGUCGGUUGACUGAAAAACUCCAAAGUAACGGGAGUCCAAAUGAAAGAAAACUAUUGAUUAGUAAAAAUCAAGAAUCUCCCAUCAAAAGGGUCCAAUCUGAGGAAGCGAAUCUGCCUGAUGAUCAAUCCUUGACAUCUGCAUUUACAGAUUUAAGCUUCAAUACUGGAAGUGGUUCAACAAAUUUUAAAUCCUCACCUAAAGCUCCUAGUAUAAGUUUAUCAAUGACUGGUGCUCCAUCUUUCCGUUUGCCAAUUGCCGUGCCUUGUGGUUUUGAUGAGUUUAAUGCAACAAAAGUUGGCCAUGAAAGUUCAAAUUUGUUAAAAUUCAAUGCCCAUGAACUGAAGCAGAUACCAGCUGGAUAUCGUCAGCCUCAACCAAUAGAAAAUCUCUCUUCUGCCUUGCCGCUAGCUCAUGGUGUGCAAGGUUUUCAGUUUCUCUCCAAUGUGGCUGUGCCUGGUAUAGACUUUCCUUUAAUGUCUGAUCAGCGACAGUAUUUUGCGGAUAUGCAAUCUGUGCUUCCUUGCAUACAUGCACAACAGUUUAACCAGCCUCAUAUCAGCUGGAGGAAUAUUGAAGAGGAGCAAUUUUAUAGGAUGCAUCAGCAAUAUUUGUAUCUGCAGCAACUGCAUAAUCAACGGUUGGAAGCUCAGCAUCCUAUGCAAGCAAAUGGAAAUGUUGCAACAAAGCUGAUGAAUCGGCACGUGAGACAACCAUAUUUUGAGGUUCCAGUCUCUCAUCAACUUCAGCAACCCAAUCAAGAACAAGUUUGGAACGAUUAUGCAGUAACAAGGGGUCUGAAUCAAUCGCAGAAUGGUAUGAAUAUUUUGGAUAAAGUAGGAAAACAGAGUUUUCCUGAAAAGAUUCUAACAAGAUCACAAGGACUGAGUACACUUAAAGCUGUGAAGUACAGUUCAGCUGGAGGAAAUGAAUCACUUGCAAAUCUCAGCCAGAAUGGGAAAGUUCUAUUAAAUGGUCAUCUCCGGCAUACUUUAACCCCUCCUAGUGCUGAAUGCUUUCAGUUAGAUCAUUUGAGCUCAUGGGACUUAUCCCCUGAUAUUAUUGAUUUGAAAAGUACUAAUCUUAGGCCCCAGCCUCAGAAAUAUAAUUCUGUGGAUGAAGUUACUGGCAGAGUAUAUCUCAUGGCAAAGGACCAACAUGGUUGCCGCUUCUUGCAAAGAAAAUUUUCUGAGGGCACUCCACAAGAUAUUGAAAAGAUUUUUCUUGAGGUCAUUGAUCAUAUUGCUGAGCUGAUGACAGACCCUUUUGGAAAUUACCUAGUCCAAAAGUUGCUUGAAGUGUGCAAUGAGGAUCAGCGAAUGCAAAUACUUUGUGCCAUCACCAGGAAAGCUGGGGAACUUGUUAGGAUUUCAUGUGACAUGCAUGGGACUCGGGCUGUUCAGAAGGUAAUUGAAACCCUGAAGACUCCACAGCAGUUUUCUAUGGUCGUUUCCUCUCUGAAGCCUGGCAUAGUGACUUUGAUAAAAAAUAUGAAUGGUAACCAUGUUGCACAGCACUGCUUGCAGUAUUUAACACCAGAACACAGUGAGUUCCUUUUUGAAGCUGCAACCACUAACUGUGUCGAACUUGCUACUGAUCGCCAUGGCUGUUGUGUACUUCAAAAAUGUCUUAGCCAUUCUGAGGGUGAGCAAAGACGCUGUUUAAUCUCUGAGAUCACAUCAAAUGCUCUAAUUCUUUCCCAAGAUCCAUUUGGGAACUAUGUUGUGCAAUUUGUCUUUGAGCUUCGUCUUCCUUGGGCAACAGCUAAUAUUCUUGAUCAGCUGGAGGGUAACUAUGGGGACUUGUCGAUGCAGAAAUAUAGCAGUAAUGUGAUAGAGAAAUGCCUAAAAUAUGCAAGUGAGGAACACCGAGCUCAUAUUAUUCGGCAGCUCAUUAGUAAUACUCACUUGGAUCAAGUCAUGCAAGACCCUUAUGGCAAUUAUGUUAUUCAAGCAGCACUACACCAAUCAAAGGGAGCUCUUCAUGCUGCAUUGGUGGAGGCCAUAAGACCCCAUGUUCCUGUGCUUCGAACUAGUCCAUAUGGGAAGAAAGUCCUAUCUAGUAACUUUUUAAAGAAGUAAUUUGUAGGUACAUCAAAGUUUUGAACUUGGCUUUGGUAUUUUUGAAGCUUAGACCUGGAAAGAAAAGAUGCCUUUUAACUGCACAGGUGAAAGGGGAAGUUUUGGGUUAUUUUUGCUUCUGUUUAAUUGUAAUCUCUUUCGUAGGCGUACUACGAGUGAAUUCUACUCGACAUGGGAUCCACGGGUUUGUAGAUCAUUUUUGUUUCCCUUUCUUUUGCAUAGAAAUAAAAGAAAUGUGGAGAUUGUAGAGUUCUUUUGAGGCUUAUGGGGUAUUCUGUACUAUGUGUUCUUUUACUUUCUAGUUCCCCAAGCUCAAUGCUUGUUGGAGUAGUUGCAGGCUGCAAGGGCUUUAUAACUUAUAGCUUAUAAAUUAUAAGCCACCUGCUUUUGAUGUUCAACAUUCUGUUUUCUGCUGUAUAUUUCUUGUUCAUACAUUCCCAAGCUUGGAUAUUUAUUUAUUUUAUACAUGUCUAUGCCUUUCUUUA
Molecule: messenger RNA, 3314 nt
Organism: Ricinus communis (castor bean)
Lineage: Eukaryota; Viridiplantae; Streptophyta; Magnoliopsida; Malpighiales; Euphorbiaceae
Product: pumilio homolog 12
Exons: 7
Coding region: 604-2829 (741 amino acids)
Biological process (GO): post-transcriptional regulation of gene expression
Cellular component (GO): cytoplasm
Molecular function (GO): mRNA binding
Source: RefSeq, a predicted model, not a curated record